AUGUGGCUGCCUCCACACGUGGUCCAAGCAGCCACCCCUCUCCCUGCACACUCUCUAUCCAGCUCUCGCUCUGCCUUCACUCUUUACUCCGCUACACCUAUGGCCAUCCCACCGAACGCACAUGCCUUGGAACCUACUCCCUUCGCCACCAGCGUCAGGGCCCAGAUACUCGCAGGGUCGCCCAGUAGAACCAAUGUCCCUACUGGGGGGCCCUGGACACUGAGCUCAACAGCAGAAUCUCUCACUCAUUCCACCACAGCAUGUCCAUCAGUUAACGCAUCCAUUCCUCCCUGUCCAGAGCCGCAUCAGCCAAGAUCUUCCAGCUACGUCCCUCGCACAACGAGCACCCGUCCCACACCACCAGCCAACUAUUCAACCCAUCGUCACUACAUCAACAACCAGUGCCCUUUAGGAUUUCCCAAUGUAAUUGGGUGCAUUGAUGGCACCCAUAUUCCCAUCAUCGCUCCUUCCCAAAAUGAGGCCGAUUAUGUCAAUCGGAAGUCCAUCCACAGCAUUAAUGUGCAGAUCAUAUGUGAUGCUGCACACAUAAUUACAAAUGUGGAGGCUAAGUGGCCCGGCUCGGUUCAUGACUCACGGAUAUAUCGUGAGUCAUCUCUGAGCAACAGAAUGGGCCAAGGAGAGAUCGAUGGCCUGCUGCUGGGUGAUAGGGGUUACCCGUGCCAACCUACACUCAUAACCCCUUACCCAGAACCUGAGCCAGGCCCCCAGCAGCACUUCAAUGUGGCACACAACAGGACAAGAUCCCGGGUGGAGAUGACCAUAGGCCUGUUGAAAUCACGUUUCCAGUGCCUACGCCACCUCAGGGUGACCCCUGAAAAGGCUUGUGACAUUAUUGUGGCAUGUGUUGUUCUUCAUAAUAUUGCCAUUAUUAGAGGGGAGCAACACCCUGCCCUACAAAUUCAAGACCCUGAGGAAGACCUCAUACACCAUGGGGAUUUCCAGGAUGGAAGGGUGGUCAGAGACCUCAUAUGCCGCAAUGUCUUUGGACACUAAUGAACCACACCAACACAGGA
This is a messenger RNA of Triplophysa rosa, 1034 nucleotides long. Its product is annotated as putative nuclease HARBI1. The transcript has 6 exons. The coding region runs from base 1 to 1014 and encodes 337 amino acids. The record is from RefSeq and is a predicted model, not a curated record. NCBI's taxonomy places the organism in Eukaryota, Metazoa, Chordata, Actinopteri, Cypriniformes, Nemacheilidae.